CCGGUGCUGAAGCGACAUGGCCGGCGGCCGGGCCCCGGCAUAAGCCCUGAGCCCCGCGCUGCGCCCGCCGCGCUCUAGCCGCCUGGAGUCAUGUCUCUGCUGUGCGUGGGAGUCAAAAAAGCCAAGUUUGACGGUGCCCAAGAGAAGUUCAACACGUACGUGACGCUGAAGGUGCAGAACGUGAAGAGCACUACCAUAGCUGUACGCGGCAGCCAGCCUAGCUGGGAGCAGGACUUCAUGUUUGAGAUCAACCGCCUGGAUCUAGGCCUGACCGUGGAAGUGUGGAACAAGGGUCUCAUCUGGGACACGAUGGUGGGUACUGUGUGGAUCCCGCUGCGGACCAUCCGCCAGUCCAAUGAGGAGGGCCCGGGAGAGUGGCUCACACUGGACUCUCAGGCCAUCAUGGCGGACAGUGAGAUCUGUGGUACCAAGGACCCCACCUUCCAUCGCAUCCUCCUGGACGCUCAUUUCGAGCUGCCCUUGGACAUCCCUGAGGAGGAGGCACGCUACUGGGCCAAGAAGCUGGAGCAGCUGAAUGCUAUGCGUGACCAGGAUGAGUACUCCUUCCAGGACCAGCAGGACAAGCCGCUGCCAGUGCCCAGCAGCCAGUGCUGCAACUGGAAUUACUUUGGCUGGGGAGAACAGAAUGACGACCCCGACAGUGCGGUAGAUGACCGAGACAGUGACUAUAGGAGUGAGACCAGCAACAGCAUCCCACCGCCCUACUAUACGACUUCGCAGCCCAACGCCUCUGUGCACCAGUACUCCGUGAGGCCGCCCCCUCUGGGGUCCCGGGAGUCCUACAGUGACUCCAUGCACAGCUAUGAGGAGUUCUCUGAGCCGCGGGCGCUCAGCCCCACAGGCAGCAGCCGCUAUGCUUCAUCCGGGGAGCUGAGCCAGGGCAGCUCACAGCUGAGCGAGGACUUCGACCCAGAUGAACACAGCCUGCAGGGCUCGGAGUUGGACGACGAGAGGGACCGCGACUCUUAUCACUCCUGUCACAGCUCUGUGAGUUACCACAAGGACUCACCCCGCUGGGACCAGGAUGAUGAGGAUUUGGAGGACCUGGAGGACCUGGAAGAUGAGGAGCUGCCUGAGGAGGAGGAGCUGGAGGAGGAGGAGGAGCUGGAGGAGGAGGGGGAGGAGGAGUUGGAGGAAGAGGAUUUGGAGGAGGAGGAGGAGGUGCCUGAUGACCUGGCCAGCUACACCCAGCAGGAGGACAUCACUGUGGCUGAGCCCAAAGAGUUCAAGCGGAUCAGCUUCCCAACGGCUGCGCCUCAGAAGGAUGACAAGGUUUCAGCUGUGCCUACAGAGGCCCCCGAAGUGGUCAAAGGCGUCCCCAAAGCAGCCACACCUGAGGAGAAGGCAGCUGCAGAGCGUGCACCGGAAGCCGAGCCCCCCAAGUCUGAGGAGAGUUUCAGGUCUCGAGAGGAGGAGGAGGGCCAGGAAGGGCAGGAUGCCAUGUCCAGGGCCAAAGCCAACUGGUUGCGAGCCUUCAACAAGGUGCGCAUGCAGCUGCAGGAGGCCCGAGGAGAAGGAGAGAUGUCCAACUCUCUAUGGUUCAAAGGCGGUCCUGGUGGUGGCCUUAUCAUCAUUGACAGCAUGCCAGACAUCAGGAAGCGGAAGCCCAUUCCCCUCGUGAGCGACCUGGCUAUGUCGUUGGUGCAGUCGCGGAAGGCGGGCAUCACCUCGGCCUUGGCCUCCAGCACGUUGAACAAUGAAGAGCUGAAAAAUCACGUUUACAAGAAGACCCUGCAAGCCUUAAUCUACCCCAUCUCCUGCACCACGCCGCACAACUUCGAGGUGUGGACGGCCACCACACCCACCUACUGCUAUGAGUGCGAGGGGCUGCUGUGGGGCAUCGCGCGGCAGGGCAUGCGAUGCACCGAGUGCGGUGUUAAGUGCCACGAGAAGUGCCAGGACCUGCUCAAUGCGGAUUGCCUGCAGCGGGCGGCUGAGAAGAGUUCCAAGCAUGGCGCUGAAGACCGCACGCAGAAUAUCAUCAUGGUGCUGAAGGACCGCAUGAAGAUCCGCGAGCGCAACAAGCCUGAGAUCUUCGAGCUUAUCCAAGAGAUCUUCGCGGUCACCAAGAGUGCGCACACACAGCAGAUGAAGGCUGUCAAGCAGAGCGUGCUGGACGGCACAUCCAAGUGGUCUGCCAAAAUUAGCAUCACGGUGGUCUGUGCCCAGGGCUUGCAGGCCAAGGACAAGACAGGAUCCAGUGACCCUUAUGUCACCGUCCAGGUUGGGAAAACCAAGAAAAGGACAAAAACCAUCUACGGGAACCUCAACCCAGUGUGGGAAGAGAAUUUCCAUUUUGAAUGUCACAACUCCUCUGACCGGAUCAAGGUUCGUGUCUGGGAUGAAGAUGACGACAUAAAAUCCCGUGUGAAACAGAGGUUUAAGAGGGAGUCUGAUGACUUCCUAGGGCAGACAAUCAUCGAGGUGCGGACGCUUAGCGGCGAGAUGGAUGUGUGGUACAAUCUGGAUAAGAGAACGGACAAGUCGGCCGUGUCGGGGGCCAUCCGGCUUCACAUCAGUGUGGAGAUCAAAGGGGAGGAGAAGGUGGCACCCUACCACGUGCAGUACACCUGUCUGCAUGAGAACCUGUUCCACUUUGUGACGGACGUGCAGAACAAUGGGGUGGUGAAGAUUCCCGAUGCCAAGGGUGACGACGCAUGGAAGGUUUACUACGAUGAGACAGCCCAGGAGAUCGUGGAUGAGUUUGCCAUGCGCUAUGGCGUUGAGUCCAUCUACCAAGCCAUGACCCACUUUGCCUGCCUCUCCUCCAAGUAUAUGUGCCCUGGGGUACCCGCUGUCAUGAGCACCCUGCUUGCCAACAUCAACGCCUACUACGCGCACACCACCGCCUCCACCAACGUGUCUGCCUCCGAUCGCUUCGCUGCCUCCAAUUUUGGGAAAGAGCGCUUUGUGAAACUUCUGGAUCAGCUACACAACUCCCUGCGGAUCGACCUGUCCAUGUACCGGAACAACUUCCCAGCCAGCAGUCCUGAGCGGCUGCAGGACCUCAAGUCCACGGUGGACCUGCUCACCAGCAUCACCUUCUUCCGGAUGAAGGUUCAGGAACUGCAGAGCCCGCCGCGUGCCAGCCAGGUGGUGAAAGACUGUGUGAAGGCCUGCCUCAACUCCACCUAUGAGUACAUCUUCAACAACUGCCAUGAGCUCUAUGGACGGGAGUACCAAACGGAUCCGGCCAAGAAGGGGGAGGUUCCCCCAGAGGAGCAAGGCCCUAGCAUCAAGAACCUGGAUUUCUGGUCCAAGCUGAUCACCCUCAUCGUGUCAAUCAUCGAGGAGGAUAAGAAUUCUUACACACCCUGCCUCAAUCAGUUUCCCCAGGAGCUCAAUGUGGGGAAGAUCAGUGCUGAGGUGAUGUGGAGUCUAUUUGCCCAAGACAUGAAGUAUGCCAUGGAGGAACAUGACAAACACCGGCUGUGUAAGAGUGCAGAUUACAUGAACCUGCACUUCAAGGUGAAGUGGCUGUACAAUGAGUACGUGGCCGAGCUGCCCACCUUCAAGGACCGUGUGCCCGAGUACCCUGCGUGGUUUGAGCCCUUCGUCAUCCAGUGGUUGGAUGAGAAUGAGGAGGUGUCCCGGGACUUUCUGCAUGGUGCCCUCGAGCGGGACAAGAAGGACGGGUUCCAGCAGACCUCAGAGCACGCCCUGUUCUCUUGCUCAGUGGUGGACGUCUUCUCCCAGCUUAACCAGAGUUUCGAGAUCAUCAAGAAGCUGGAAUGUCCUGAUCCCCAGAUUGUGGGCCAUUACAUGCGGCGUUUUGCCAAGACCAUUAGCAAUGUGCUUCUCCAGUAUGCAGACAUCGUUUCCAAGGACUUCGCCUCCUACUGCUCCAAGGAGAAGGAGAAAGUGCCCUGCAUCCUCAUGAACAACACACAGCAGCUACGGGUGCAGCUGGAAAAGAUGUUUGAGGCGAUGGGCGGGAAGGAGCUGGACGCCGAGGCCAGUGGCACCCUGAAGGAGCUGCAGGUGAAACUCAACAAUGUCCUGGAUGAACUCAGCCAUGUGUUUGCCACCAGCUUCCAGCCACACAUUGAGGAGUGUGUCAGACAGAUGGGUGACAUCCUGAGCCAGGUGAAGGGCACAGGCAAUGUUCCUGCCAGUGCCUGCAGCAGUGUGGCCCAGGAUGCAGACAAUGUGCUGCAGCCCAUCAUGGAUCUUCUGGACAGCAACCUCACCCUGUUUGCCAAAAUCUGUGAGAAGACAGUUCUAAAGCGGGUGCUGAAGGAGCUCUGGAAGCUGGUGAUGAACACAAUGGAGAAGACCAUCGUCCUGCCGCCGCUCACUGACCAGACGAUGAUUGGUACCCUCUUGAGAAAACAUGGCAAGGGCCUAGAAAAGGGCAGGGUGAAACUGCCAAGCCACUCAGACGGGACACAAAUGAUCUUCAAUGCUGCCAAGGAGCUGGGCCAGCUGUCCAAACUUAAGGAUCACAUGGUACGGGAAGAAGCCAAGAGCUUGACCCCAAAGCAGUGCGCUGUUGUUGAACUGGCCCUGGACACCAUCAAGCAAUACUUCCACGCGGGGGGCGUGGGCCUCAAGAAGACCUUCCUGGAAAAGAGCCCGGACCUCCAGUCUCUGCGCUACGCCCUGUCGCUCUACACGCAGGCCACCGACCUGCUCAUCAAAACCUUCGUGCAGACGCAGUCAGCACAGGUCCAUGGUGGAAAGGGGACUAGGUUUACCCUUAGUGAAGACGUUUGUCCUGAGAUGGGCUCUGGAGUGGAGGACCCUGUAGGUGAAGUGUCCGUCCACGUGGAGCUGUUCACCCAUCCGGGAACUGGGGAACAGAAGGUCACAGUAAAGGUGGUGGCCGCCAAUGACCUCAAGUGGCAGACUUCUGGCAUCUUCCGCCCGUUUAUCGAGGUCAACAUCGUUGGACCUCAGCUUAGCGACAAGAAACGCAAGUUCGCCACCAAAUCCAAAAACAACAGCUGGGCGCCCAAGUAUAACGAGAGCUUCCAGUUCUCCCUGAGCGCCGACGCGGGCCCCGAGUGCUACGAGCUGCAGGUGUGCGUGAAGGACUACUGCUUCGCGCGCGAAGACCGCACCGUGGGGCUGGCGGUGCUGCAACUGCGGGAGCUGGCCCAGCGCGGGAGCGCCGCGUGCUGGCUUCCACUCGGCCGCCGCAUCCACAUGGACGACACGGGGCUCACAGUGCUGCGCAUCCUGUCGCAGCGCAGCAACGAUGAGGUGGCCAAGGAGUUCGUCAAGCUCAAGUCGGACACGCGCUCAGCCGAGGAGGGCGGUGCCGCGCCUGCGCCCUAGCGCGCGUUUUGGCGGCGGGGCGGGGCCGGGGAACGGAUGAGGCCCCGCCUUCCCUAGACCAGCGUCUCUCCAGAGGCCACGCCCCUGCACCUCAGUGGCCUUGGCUGGGGAGGCCCUGCCUCCUGCCCCUGGAAAAGCCAUAGAGGGUCCGGUGCCCAGGGCAUGGGCUGGGCAGGGCUGCCUGGGAGGCCGGGUCGUAGCCUCUGGUGUCUGUGCAAAAUACAGUGCGGGAUGGGCUCUCAAAAAGCACACGCGCCCUUGGCGCACACCUGGGGCUGAGGGCGCCUCUCUCUGCGGACCCCGACCUCAGCAGCGGGCCCACUGGCAGCUGGCGACACCCUGCUCGUGCCACACACGGUGGGCUGAGCGCCGACGAAAGGCUCAGCCCCCAUCGCUGCUAAAUACCCGAUUUAGAAUCUCCCCGAUUCUUCCCCGAAGGCCCCACAGGCCAGGCGCCCCCCCCCCCAUUGAACCCGCUGCCAAACAAGUUUCUGUCCUUGCCCUUCCUUCUGGGACUUUAGUUGGAACCAGCCUAGUCAAGGGGGGAGGGGGAGUUGGGGUUUUCCCAGAGCCAAGGGCCCCAUCCCAUCUUUUCUCCAAAUCCAGAGAGGAAAUAACAGAGGGAUGAGAAGCUAGGAAGGAGGGAGAGUGCGGAUAGGAGCGUGCAUUUCUGAGUGUCCUGUGCUCGUGAUAAAGGGGUGACCCUUUCUAAUUGGCUUUGAACCACAGCAUGUCCCCUGAAUGUCACGUGCAGUGACAGUAGAAUUCAGGUUCUUACCUAGGAUCCAGGUUUCAUCCAUGGACAGGGAGUUCAGAGGCUACAUUCCAUAUAUUGAGGGGGGACUCGAUCCCGCCCACACUGGAGCUCAGGAGAGAGUGACUUACACUUUAGGGCAUCAAAUAUGGCUAAAGGGGAAGUGGCCUAACCAGCGAGCAAUCAUAUAAAGUUUCUAUAUUGCUGGCAAGAAUGUGGGGGUUUGUGUGACUGACAGAGCCAAGACAGUUAUGGUGACCUCUGCAUGUGUGCAAGUGUGUGCCUGUGUGUGUGUGUUUUCUAGCCCCAGAAGGAAGUACAUGGGAGUGUUUGUCUAGGGAAUUGGUCUGACUCCCAGGCUAAGGACUGUCUGAAAUUCCCUUAUUUACCCAGAGACCUAUUCAUCUUCUCAGCAUCCACUACAACCCCCACACUCUACCACCCCCACCCCCACCCCCGUACAAAUCAUUACUCAAGGAAUUCCCCAGUAUUCUUUCCCUUUUCUGAUUUGGCCCUGAUGUCAUGAGACUGAGGCUUCACGGGAGCCCCAAGCUUCCCCAGAAUAAUCAGGUCACAGUCAUUGAAGGAAGGUCAUGCUGACUUGAAUUGUGUUGAGAGUGGCUGAGGGUCUGCAUGUGACCCCAAUUCACAUGCACCGUUUUUCAUUAGUUUCCCCUGACUUGACAAAUAUGUGGGAGGUGUCCAAGCUGAGCCCAGGACACAAUAGAUGGAAGUAGAGCAGAGGGCCGAGCUCUGAUCUCAGGACAGCCCCAGAUAUAGCAAUGUCCUGAAAGGAAGUUACUCCAGGGCCUGGCUGGUUGAUUUCUCACCACCUCGCCCUGGCGGCCCCUCGCCGUUGGAGUCCUGCAUUAGAACAUACUGGGGUGCAGCUCCAGAAUCCGCAGGUCAGGGGCGGUUGGAGACUGGUUAGCCUGGCCUUCAGCAGGCAGGAAGAAGCCACAGCCCCACCCCCAGGAGAGGCGGAUGCCAAGGGGUGAGGGAGGUUGCAGUGUGGGCAGACGAGGGAGAGGAAGAGCAGGUGGAAGGGGCUGGGGUCCAGGCUUAUCUUCCUCAGUUAGGGGACUAGGGCGGAGCUCAGCACCUGCCAACCAUGCAUCGGAAAGUUCCUUUCCCGGCGCUGAAAAAUUAAAAAGGCCCUGCAGUCAGCUCACCAUGUCUGGGCAAGUCAGCACUUGAAGGGUCGUCCUCUGUACUCCAGUCUGUUUCAGGCCCCAGGGC
Messenger RNA from Mus pahari (shrew mouse), 7294 nucleotides. It is a transcript of the gene Unc13a, whose product is annotated as unc-13 homolog A. Gene Ontology annotation, biological process: neuromuscular junction development; synaptic vesicle maturation; synaptic vesicle priming. The record is from RefSeq and is a predicted model, not a curated record. Bases 91 to 5301 code for a protein of 1736 amino acids. Lineage: Eukaryota; Metazoa; Chordata; Mammalia; Rodentia; Muridae. Gene Ontology annotation, molecular function: calmodulin binding; diacylglycerol binding; syntaxin-1 binding. The transcript is spliced from 45 exons. Gene Ontology annotation, cellular component: terminal bouton; presynaptic membrane; plasma membrane.